CAAUUUUUAGAAUUUUACAAAGGAAUUGUCACGAAACAUAGACAUUGUAGAUAAAGUUUAAAAACAAAAAUGGCGGCUAUCGGAGCGAAUUCGAAUUUGGAAUCACAUGCUGUACAUAAUGACACAAGCAUUGUUAUUGAGGGACAAAAAAGUGGAAGUGGGAUUUCAUCAUCAAGCAUUCUUUCCGAAGCAGCUGAUGGUCUUCGUGGAGAUGAAGGAAUACUCUCAGAUGAAGCGUUGCUAAGACUAACAAUAAGUACAAGUGGCCAGGAACAUGCCGCUACAGAAUUUUUGGAUAGUAAAAAUAGUCGUGUAAAAAGACCUAUGAAUAGUUUUAUGGUGUGGGCUCAAACAGCAAGAAAGAAAUUAGCAGAAAAGUAUCCACAUUUGCAUAAUGCCCAUUUAAGUAAAAUGUUGGGAAAGUUGUGGAAAAUGUUAUCUGUUGAGGAGAAACAACCAUAUGUACAGGAAGCUGCUAGACUAGAUAAACUUCAUAAGGACGAGCAUCCAGAAUAUAAGUACCGACCACGACGAAGGCCAAAAGGAAUGAAAAGGGGUUAUAACACACCAACUAUGAUGAUGAGUCCAACUGCUGUUCCCGGAAAACCAUAUGCUGUACCUGCAAACUGGGCACGUGUUAUACAUACCACAGAAGGAGAAGUUAUAUCAUCUCCAAGAGUUGAAGGUACACAAAUUGUAUAUGCAACAGAUGGUACACAAUAUUAUGCUGUUGCAAAAGGUAGUGGAUUUACUCCCACCAUGGCUGCUCCACAUGGUGGAUCAGUUAUAGUUUCACCAACUCAAGUAACCCCUCAGCAAGCCAUUGCUAACACAAAUGCCGCAACCACAAGCUCAAAUUAUCCUGCCUAUGUCACAGUACCAAUACCUGCAACUUCAACUGCUAUAUUUCAUCCUGUUGCUAUACCGGUCCAAGGUGUACAUACACCAGCAUUUGUUCUGCGUCCACCUUAUCAUGCAGGAACAGUCUACUCACCAACAGUCUUACAAACAGCGACAACAACUAGCACAUCUGGAAUUCCUAUUGCAUACCAAAGUAUAGAACAUCGAACCAUAGAAACUCCGACUCAAGCCACAGUAAAAACUGAGGGUGCUAACAGAAUACUAAAAACACCUGAAGGGGAGACAAUAGUUAUAAUUCAGAGACCAGUUGAAAGUAUACCUGUUCAUGUAAAAGAGGGUAGUGCUGUAACCACAAAUGGUUUAGCGAUGACAGCUCAACCUCAUAUUAUACAACAACACAUUGUUCAUCAACCUCCACCCAGUCAAGAAAUAAAACAAAUAUUGAUUGAACAGCCUGUUCAGUCACAUGCAUAAUUUUUAUAUUUCUGCUUUUAUUUUUCUACAGUGUUUAAGAGUGCAUAAACUGUAAGUAUGAAUUAUAUUACAUUUUAUUCUUGUGUUUUGUUAUUUAGAUCCUAACCUAUUUUAUGUUUCACCAUUACAUAUUGGCGUAUUGUAUAAAAUUUAAAUUUUAUUGUUUUAAAUCUGGAGUUACACACAUUUGCUGAAAAUACUUGGAUGUAUUGGAAACUGGUUUCGAAUUUUUUUUGCAGUGUUUUAUUUCAUGUUUUGUUUACUUUCACUUGAUAAAACUGCUGUAACAAGAUAUUUAAGAACUGCGAAUAAAUACGUUAUCUAUGGAUCAUUUGUUUGAAAUUUUGUAAAAAUAAUAUAAAAUUGGCUGAAUGUAAAUCAACCUUGAUAUUACUUUUUGUGUACAUGUACAACAGAAAAUUGCAGUGUUGUUUUGGUAAUAACACUAAUAAUUUUUUUUUUGUUAUUUUGAACAGAUGGAGCAUUAUUUUAUUCACAAUCACCUCAUUCAAAAGCCUUUUGUUGUUAUUAAAAGAGACCUAUUGUGCUUUAUUAAUAUUUUAUGCUCAAUCUACACCUUGGUCUUUCAGGGGGUAAUGUUAUUAUACUGUUGUGAUAUUAUAAAUAAGUGAUGUUUUGAUAGUGUUUUAAUUCAUAUAUUCAUAUAUCCACUACCAUUCAAUGUUAAGCAUCAGUGAUUUAACAAUCUUUCAUUAAAUCUUUUUUAUCAUCAAAAUGUGGGGCUAGGCAUUCAUUGGAUAAAGAUCAACCUUCAGUCAUUUUAUACAUAAAUUACUAUGAUUAAUUUGUAUUGCAGGUUUAGCAAUUAUAAAUUGAUCUGAAUUGUUAAUGUUUAUAAAAAGAUUGCCAUGACAUUAGAGUUUUAUGUUUUUAUGUUUUAGGUAUGUGUAUUUCUUUAUGUGAGAUGUAUUGUCAUGUUAUUUGUCAACUUUGCCCAAUUUUAUUUGUAUGUCUAUUUAUAAGGUUUUGCUUUUGGUGACAAUGAUGUCAUUUUUCGAGGGUUUUUUUUCUAAUUGAAAGUAAAAGUGAAAUCAUAAUGAACUCAAGAAUUUCAUUUCUUUAUAUCUCUGUUUCCUGUGUAAAAAAAGGACCAAUGAAUGAUGUUAAAUUCAAUAAAAGGAAUCUGAAAAAAAGGAAUUUGAUCUGUAGUAGUUGUUGUCAUGGGCUUACAUAGUGCACAGUUUGCAAACAUAUUGCAUUUUCACUUAAAUUUUUAAAUGUAUAAUAGUGUUAAUUGUCUUUGUAUAAAUGAAAAGUAUUUGUGGAAUGUUAAUGUUAGCCAUAAAUGACAAUAAAACAUUUGAUAGGUUGUCUCAUUCUCAAAGUCGUGUCUAAAAUGACAGGGGGGUUAAAUUGUACUUUACAUCUUUAAUUUCUUGCUUUUAAUGUUUUUGUAUGUCUUUUUCAUUUCUUCUUUAGUUUAGUGUGAAAGAAAUAUACCACUAGGGCAUGUUUUACACUAUUUCAUUUUUCUCACAUUGUAAAUAUUACUCUUAUAUAUAUAUAUAUAUAUGUGUGUAAGAAAAUGAUUAAAUUAUCCACUAGACAUUGUAUAUAUUGUGAAUAAUAAACAGUAAUGUAUUAUAGCCUGAUAA
Molecule: messenger RNA, 2951 nt
Organism: Hydractinia symbiolongicarpus
Lineage: Eukaryota; Metazoa; Cnidaria; Hydrozoa; Anthoathecata; Hydractiniidae
Product: transcription factor SOX-14-like
Exons: 2
Coding region: 70-1335 (421 amino acids)
Biological process (GO): cell differentiation; anatomical structure morphogenesis; regulation of DNA-templated transcription
Molecular function (GO): RNA polymerase II cis-regulatory region sequence-specific DNA binding; DNA-binding transcription factor activity, RNA polymerase II-specific
Source: RefSeq, a predicted model, not a curated record